CCUACGCUUCUCCUUCUCCCUCUCUUUCCCUCAAUAUCCCACCCUUCAUCCUCUGCUCCUUCUCUCUCCUUCUCCGAGCUCCAACUUCGUGGCCAUUAAUGGCGUCCUCCGUUCUCAGCUGCAAUCUAGGGUUUCAAUCCCUCCCACUUCGUCGCCGCCUCUACCUCAAACCCCAUGUCUCCUCCUCCUUCUCCUCCUUCUCCUCCCGUAAUCGACUCCCUCCUUUCCGUCAACCUUCUGCAUCUCCUAAACCUCUUCUCCUCCAUCCCCGUCGUCUGAUCCCUUCGAUCCGUGCCUCCGCGGCCGCAUCCACCGGAGCUCCUUCUCCAUCUGCCCCUCCGGCACCGUGGCAAGGUGCUGCUUUGAAGCCACUUGCUGCGUCGAUCCUCACUGGUGUGCUCCUCUGGCUCAUCCCUGCCCCUUCCGGUGUCUCCUCCAAUGCAUGGCAUCUCCUCGCUAUCUUCCUCGCCACUAUCGUCGGCAUCAUCACGCAGCCGCUUCCUCUCGGCGCCGUAGCGCUUUUGGGUCUUGGUGCCUCAGUGCUGACCAAGACUCUCUCCUUCUCCGCCGCGUUCUCGGCGUUUGGAGAUCCUAUCCCGUGGCUCAUCGCUCUCGCCUUCUUCUUCGCCCGCGGAUUCAUCAAGACCGGCCUUGGCAACCGCGUCGCCUACCAGUUCGUCUCCCUCUUUGGCUCCUCCUCACUUGGCCUCGGCUACAGCCUGGUUUUCAGCGAGGCUCUCCUCGCCCCUGCUAUUCCCUCCGUCUCUGCCCGCGCUGGUGGGAUCUUCCUCCCGCUCGUCAAGUCUCUCUGCGUUGCUUGCGGCAGCAACGUGGGUGAUGGCACCGAGCACCGCCUUGGCUCCUGGCUCAUGCUUACCUGCUUCCAAACCUCAGUGAUCUCGUCCUCCAUGUUCCUCACUGCCAUGGCCGCCAACCCUUUGAGUGCGAACUUGACGUACAAUACUAUCAAGCAGACCAUUGGUUGGACGGACUGGGCCGUGGCGGCGAUCGUUCCGGGGAUUGUCUCGUUGAUUGUUGUGCCGUUGCUUUUGUACAUUAUUUAUCCUCCGAGCGUGAAGAGCAGCCCUGAUGCCCCAAAGCUUGCGAGGCAGAACUUGGAGAAGAUGGGUCCAAUGACAAAGAACGAGAUCAUUAUGGCAGUGACACUACUGCUGACGGUGGGUCUUUGGGUUUUUGGAGGUGUGCUGAAAAUUGAUGCUGUAAGUGCUGCCAUUCUUGGGCUAGCAGUUCUUCUAGUGACAGGGGUUGUCACAUGGAAGGAGUGUUUGUCAGAAGCAGUGGCAUGGGACACCCUUACCUGGUUUGCAGCACUUAUAGCAAUGGCUGGCUAUCUCAACAAAUAUGGCUUGAUCUCUUGGUUUAGUCAGACUGUAGUCAAGUUCGUAGGAGGUUUAGGUCUAUCAUGGCAGCUCUCAUUCGGCAUCCUAGUCCUACUCUACUUCUAUUCCCACUACUUCUUUGCCAGCGGGGCGGCACACAUCGGAGCCAUGUUCACAGCAUUCUUAUCAGUAGCCAGUGCUUUAGGCACACCACCUCUCUUCGCAGCAAUGGUCCUCUCAUUCCUCUCCAACCUGAUGGGAGGUCUCACCCACUACGGUAUCGGCUCUGCCCCGGUCUUCUACGGCGCAAACUAUGUUCCUUUGGCGAAGUGGUGGGGUUACGGAUUCGUCAUCUCCAUCGUCAACAUUCUCAUCUGGCUCGGUGUCGGAGGCUUCUGGUGGAAGACCAUUGGUUUGUGGUGAACCAUCUACUCCCCGUUCUACCGAUUUUUUGAUUGCCACAAUCUUGUGGCCAUCCCCCUUCUUCAACAUUUGUUCUUUAGGAAGACUGAAAAUUUAACUUCCCCAUUUUUAUCAUGUAAUUCAGAAUAAUUUUUUUGGUAAGUUUUGUGGGAGAGAAUGAGAAAAGAGUAUAGAGUUCUUCCUCAGUACUGCAACGUCUACCAAAAUAAACAAAAAUUUCUUUUUGGUUUGUUUGAUGUCACAUUUCUUUAUCUGA
Molecule: messenger RNA, 2019 nt
Organism: Dioscorea cayenensis subsp. rotundata (Guinea yam)
Lineage: Eukaryota; Viridiplantae; Streptophyta; Magnoliopsida; Dioscoreales; Dioscoreaceae
Product: dicarboxylate transporter 1, chloroplastic
Biological process (GO): transmembrane transport
Cellular component (GO): membrane
Molecular function (GO): transmembrane transporter activity
Source: RefSeq, a predicted model, not a curated record